AUGGCUCAACGGAAGCAAAGCAGUGGAGUUGACAAUCUUGCAUUUGAUAUUGAAGAACAAGUCAAUGAUCAACAUAGAGAAAAGGAGGGAAAGACAUGUGGGAGCAACUCUGUGGCAGAGGAAGACAACAAUAAACCAACCUAUCGUGUGACUGAUGUUCCACCCUGGUACCUUUGUAUUUUUCUGGCCAUUCAGCAUUACCUGACAGCAUUUGGUGCGAUCGUCUCCAUCCCCCUCAUCCUCUCGGAGGGGCUGUGUCUGCAGCACGACAGCCUGACCCAGAGUCGCCUCAUUAACACCAUUUUCUUUGCCUCUGGCCUGAUCACCAUGCUGCAGGUCACCUUCGGUGUCAGGCUUCCCAUCCUGCAGGGAGGUACAUUUUCUUUGGUUACCCCUGCCAUGGCCAUGUUGUCCAUGCCAGAGUGGAAGUGCCCAGCUUGGACCCAGAACGCCAGUCUGGUCAACACCUCCUCACCUCUCUUCAUAGAAGUGUGGCAGACCCGCAUGAGAACACUGCAGGGCUCAAUCAUGGUGGCCUCUCUCCUCCAGAUCCUGGUCGGUUUUACUGGCCUCAUCGGCUUGCUCAUGCGCUUCAUUGGUCCCUUAACCAUUGCCCCCACAGUUUCUCUUAUAGGCCUGUCACUGUACGAUUCAGCUGGAGAGAAGGUUGGCAGCCACUGGGGCAUCUCUGCUAUGACCACGGUGCUGAUCAUCCUGUUCUCCCAGUACCUCCGCCGCAUACCGAUCCCUGUUCCUGCAUAUAGUAAAGCUAAGAAACUGCACACCUCUAAGUUUUACAUCUUCCAGAUAAUGCCUAUUCUGCUGGGCAUGGUGAUCUCAUGGUUAGUCUGCUACCUCCUAACCAUCUAUGAUGUCCUACCAUCUGAUCCAGCCCAAUAUGGCCACCUCGCCCGCACUGAUGUGAAGGGAAAUGUGCUGAAUGAAGCUCCCUGGUUUACAUUUCCUUAUCCUGGUCAGUGGGGCAUGCCAGCUGUGAGCCUGGCAGGUGUUUUUGGAAUGAUGGCUGGAAUAAUAUGCUCCAUGGCAGAGUCUGUGGGCGACUACCAUGCAUGUGCCAGGCUGUCAGGGGCCCCUCCUCCCCCCAAGCAUGCCAUCAGCCGGGGCAUUGGUAUUGAAGGGCUCGGCUGUUUGUUGGCAGGAGCCCUUGGCACAGGCAACGGCACUACCUCAUUUAGUGAGAAUGUGGCUGCCCUUGGUAUCACUAAGGUUGGUAGCCGUACAGUGAUUCUUCUGAGUGGAUUUUUCAUGAUGUUGAUCGGGAUGGUGGGUAAAAUUGGGGCCAUUUUCACAACCAUCCCCACCCCUGUGUUGGGAGGAAUGUUCCUAAUCAUGUUUGGAGUCAUAACUGCAGCAGGAAUUUCUAACCUUCAGUCCACAGACAUGAAUUCCUCCAGGAACAUAUUUAUUUUUGGUUUUUCCAUGUUUUGUGCACUCGUCAUUCCGAACUGGCUAAUGAAAAAUCCGGAUUUCUUAAAAACAGGUGUUAAAGAGGUAGACCAAGUGUUACACAUAUUGUUGACGACACAUAUGUUCGUUGGAGGGUUUCUUGGUUUCUUCCUAGAUAACACAAUUCCUGGGACCAAACGUGAGCGUGGCCUCUCAACCAGGGACAAAGUACACCUUGAGGACUCUAGCUACACUUUGGGAACAGAAGAGGUGUAUGACCUCCCCUUUGGCAUAACCUCCUGCCUCUCAUCCCAAUCCUGGAUUCGUUACGUCCCCUUCUGUCCAUGGAAGGGUAACAGAUCUGAGGACAGGUCUGAAGACAACAAUAAGCCACAGGGCCGGGGGAGUGAGCAACUGGGUGUUGAUGAAGCUGCUUUAUAGCUUUCCAGUAUGCUGAACUACAAAUGGUGUAAUAAUGUGUUUGUUUCUCUUUUAAGGUCACUUUGCUGUUUCUAAGCAAAGAUCACAGAAUUAUUGUUUUGGGAUCUUUAUACUACCAAUCACAGGUUGAUAAUGUGAUAACAAUAAGUAUACUGACCAAUAUGUACCAAAGCUGCUGACAGUGGGUUUAUUUUAUGAUGUAUAUAUAAUUUUUCCACUAUUUAAGUCUGACUACG
This is a messenger RNA of Centropristis striata (black sea bass), 2084 nucleotides long. Its product is annotated as solute carrier family 23 member 1-like. Lineage: Eukaryota; Metazoa; Chordata; Actinopteri; Perciformes; Serranidae. The transcript is spliced from 12 exons. The coding region runs from base 1 to 1848 and encodes 615 amino acids. Gene Ontology annotation, molecular function: transmembrane transporter activity. Gene Ontology annotation, biological process: transmembrane transport. Gene Ontology annotation, cellular component: membrane. The record is from RefSeq and is a predicted model, not a curated record.